AUGCCCAAGCGCAGUCUCUUAGUAGAGGCGGCGGCAUCUGCCCAGCUAGGUGUCUGGGGAGAGACACGAAACCCGGGAGAGCAGAAGCGACUUCAGAGCUUUGUCUUUAAGUGUCUGCCUGUCAAGUGCAUGCUUGGUGGAGCUCGCUUUGGAGGCAGUGCUCCCUUUCGGGUGGUUACGGUUGGGUCCCGAGGCCCCCUGUCCCUCAAUCCGCCCCGCCCCCGGACAAACCCCUCCCAGAGGCGUUCCAUUCUGUGCUGUGGGGCUGCUGGGCCAUCGUUUGCGCUGGCAAAGCGGGAAAGGGCGCUCGGUUUUGCAGGACGGCCUUCAAUGGUGGCUCUGCAGGGCACUUCUUCACAGGUCAUGGCUGCCCUCUGUGUGCCAUCCCCAGGCGGUCCUGCAGUGCCCCGGGACGUCCUGGGGAGAGGGGAGGCCACAGCUUGGUCUUCUCUCCAAAGGAGCACAACAGGCAGCAUCCCCGUCUCCCAGCUCCAGCCUCAGCCCAUCCGCACCCCCACCCCAGCCCUGCCCUGGAUUCUUCCAGCAGAAGCGGGGCGAGAUAGGAAAGCUGCUCCCCAGUGGCCAGGGCACUGUAAGGAGGCUGCUGCCAAGGUCCAGCCCAGAACAAUGUCUUCUGGAGUCUCUGCUUGGGUCCUGGCCCCUGUGCCUGAGGAUGAUGCUGGUCAGACACAAGAGGAGUGUAGCAGUGCUUCUUCACACUAUUCCAGUGAGACCUUGGAAUCCUGCAAAGAGGAGGAGGAGGUGGUGGUCAAAGAAGAAUGUCAGUUGGCCAAAGGGGAACCCUCUGACCGGUCAGUGCCUUCUGCAGAAUUCCAGGCUGUGUCCCUUGCCUCUGAGAGCCAUCCUGUGAGCAAGAAGCCGACACCAAGCUUCGAUGAUGGAGAUGAACCAGUGAGCCCAUUGGACUCUGUCGCCGUGGAAGCAAAAUUGAAUGAGAUGUGGAUCCAGGUUGUCAAGGCCAAAAAAGGUGCUGCUGGACAGCUCCAGGCAGGCCUCACAUCCCCAGUAGAGCACGUCAGGUACCAUGGUGGUCGGUCACCUUACUAUGAAGAUGUGAAACCUGAGGUCCAGAGAGGACCUGCGGGCCUGGAGAGUGAAUCAUUGCCCCUGAACCUUCCAGAAGUUGCAGAGGCCUCAAAGGGAGCCCUGGAUGCUCUGCAGUCAUUUUGUGCCACUGAGAGAACCCCGAUUGGUCAGCAGCGGAACCCUCAGGAGGCAUGGAGUGGCAGGCAGCAAAGAUUGGGUGCAGAGAAGCCCAGGACACUUGAGAUGAACAGCUCUGUUCUUUCUCAUGUGAGAAACAGACUGUACCUGCAGAACCCGAGGGUGACACCCAACAAGGCUUCAGCAGUUAAAGAGCAUGAGAAUGCCCAGUGCCUGGAAUAUACUAAGAAAAAAGGAGAAGUAGGCCAGAAGACCUUUCGGCGCAAGAAAAUAAGUUUCAUGGAUUCAGCGCUACACAAAGAGAAGAUGGAAGAGCGUCGCCAUGCCAAAGAUCUUCUCAGCCUCAUUGAAGAAGUCCACCAAAGUCUCCCCAGGCUUCCCAGUGACCCGGAGGCCAUCUGGAAAAGAUGGAAUUCUCAAGGUCAUGUUGGGUAGACUGUGGUUCAUCCCAGUCCAGAGUAGAUUUUUCCAGGAUGGAAACAGGCCCUCCCGCCUCCAUCCUAUGGCCCAGCUAAAGCCUUUUAGGUGUAGCCAGCUGACAAUGACACCUUGAUCAAUAAACACAUGUUUCUGUUGUG
Monodelphis domestica (gray short-tailed opossum) is the source of this 1763-nucleotide messenger RNA. RefSeq lists its product as uncharacterized. The record is from RefSeq and is a predicted model, not a curated record. NCBI's taxonomy places the organism in Eukaryota, Metazoa, Chordata, Mammalia, Didelphimorphia, Didelphidae.